UUGUGUUGUGCAGAGGCAACAUGGCGGCCCCGCUGGAGGUGGUGGUGAGCAGUGACUCGGGCUCACAGCUGUGGAACUGUACCGUGUUUGACCUGCACAGCGGCUCCAGCCUGCUGUCAUACCGCGGGGGGAACAGCUCUGCCCGGACACUCACGGUGCUCAACGGGGAGUACCUCCUGUCCGCGCAGCUCGGAAAGAACUUCAUCAACGUGUGGGAAAUCCAGAGAAAGGAUCAGCUGCAGCAGAAGAUCGUGUGUCCAGGUGUGGUGACCUGUCUGACGGCCUCACCAAAUGGAUUGUUCCUCGCCACAGGUGUCGCAGAGGCGAUUUACCUAUGGGAGGUGUCCACAGGGAAGCUGCUGUCUGUGCUGAGUCGGCACUAUCAGGACGUCACCUGUGUGAAGUUUACAGAUGACAGCAGUCACUUUGUCUCUGGAGGAAGAGAUAACUUGGCUUUAGUGUGGAGUUUAGCCAGUGUGAUUCAGAUGGAUUCAAACCAUGUACCCGAACCUCGUCAUGUCCUCUCCCGCCACUCACUGCCAAUCACAGACCUGCAUUGUGGCCUUAUGGGACCCCAGGCACGAGUGGCUACUGCCUCCUUAGACCAGACUGUGAAGGUGUGGGAGUUGUCAUCAGGGGAGAUGCUGCUGUCUAUCCUGUUUGAUGUAGCAAUCAUGUCUGUGACCCUUGACCCCUCAGAGUACUUCCUGUUCUGUGGCGGUAGUGAUGGUAACAUUUUCCAGGUGUCGCUAUGUAACCAGAGCAUCACACGGGACAAACAGUUCCAGAGCGGGGACAGUGGCAACCAGGUGUUCACGGGACACAGGAACCUGGUGACGUGCCUGUCUGUGUCAAUGGAUGGGACCCUUCUCCUGUCAGGGUCACAUGAUGAAACUGCUCGACUUUGGGACAUUCAAAGCAAACAGAGCAUCCGCUGUCUCACACACAAAGGUCCAGUGACUAAUGCGAUGAUCAUGCUGGCCCCUGCCAACAUGUUCCUGCCAGACAGUCGCCCGGCGCUGCCCCUGCCUCGCUUCAGUCGCCACGUGCAUGGCAGCGAAGGGGAUGCCAGCGAGUCCGGGGAGCUCUGUGUGCGCCUGGGGCUCUACACAGGUAUGAAACCCAGUCAACUCAGCAAGGAUGAUGAGACUUACCUACAGAAAGCAGCUAAACUCAAUUCUUUAAUGAAUGCUGUCACAGAUAAGUCGGUGUUUGGUGACGGUGAGAACACAAAAGUCCGAGUGGCCGAGCUGGAGGAAGAGGUUCAGACUCUGAAGAAGGUCAAUAAAGAUCUGUAUGAUUUUUCCACACAGCUGCUCACCAAACCUACAUAAAAAUACACAUUUCGUUGUAAUAUACACAACCUCAUAAACACAACACACGAGUAGAGGUGGGCAAUAUAUUGAAUUAUGAGUAACACAAAGGUUUACAACAUUUUUUACAUCAGUUAAAGCUUGGGAUCGUGCCAUCACACAUCAUUUUCAGUUAGACUAAAAUCUUAUAAAGAAGCAUUUUAUGGAUCUAAAUUAUUCCCUGACUCAUUUUUAGUUUUUCCUCGAGCGAUCCAAAAAAGAAGGAGCCACUGUCUGCAUGAAUGUUGAUGUAUUUUAGUAAAGUGCUAAAUACUAAACAUAGCGUUCAUUCAAAAGUAUUCUGACAUUAUAAUGUGAAGAAUAAACUUAAAAUAAACCAAUAGUAAUACAGCAGCUUAUAGGGCUCAGAGAUUUUUGAGCACUGUUGUGGCUAAUGUAUCUCUGUUGACGCUUUGCACUGCUGCUACAAAAUGCCGAAUUUUGUCAAUAACAGUUGCUUUUUAGACAUUCAGUCCCGACCUCUAUGUAGUUUAUUAUUAAAACUAUAUCAAAAUGCAGCAAAAAUGGAACAAACUUCUCUUGUAAUCAUUCAAAAUGGGGGGUUUCCUUUACUUCUAUGGGUAAUUUUGAAGUCCUACAAAUAUAUUAAAUAGCAUGUUUUACCAUCUUUCUGUUUGGUUGCCAGAAUAUUUUCAUAUGUUAUCGCUAUAUAUACUCAAACACAUUCUUUUUUGUCUAUAUUGCCCACUCCUACACACAUAUACGUCAUUGUAUUUACUGUAUAACUGAACCGUGCAACUUGACGGAAAUCUCUCAUUCUUUUGUCUGUUGUUUUUUUUUGUUACAAUUCCUUUUGAUAAAAAAUAAAAUGACCUGGUUUUCAA
Molecule: messenger RNA, 2197 nt
Organism: Boleophthalmus pectinirostris (great blue-spotted mudskipper)
Lineage: Eukaryota; Metazoa; Chordata; Actinopteri; Gobiiformes; Gobiidae
Gene: wdr18
Product: WD repeat domain 18
Exons: 10
Coding region: 21-1334 (437 amino acids)
Biological process (GO): DNA-templated DNA replication; rRNA processing
Cellular component (GO): nuclear pre-replicative complex
Molecular function (GO): protein binding
Source: RefSeq, a predicted model, not a curated record